Bathycoccus prasinos is the source of this 636-nucleotide messenger RNA. RefSeq lists its product with no specific name. The transcript has a single exon. Bases 1 to 636 code for a protein of 211 amino acids. The record is from RefSeq and is a predicted model, not a curated record. NCBI's taxonomy places the organism in Eukaryota, Viridiplantae, Chlorophyta, Mamiellophyceae, Mamiellales, Bathycoccaceae.
AUGGACGCCUUCAACCGGUCGCCCAAUCGAACUAACCCGAGCGACCAAAACGUGGUAAAAAACCCAGCCAUGAUCCCGAACAAGAUAAAAUACAACCCCGCGUCCGUGGCUUUCGUGAACCCUUUAAACAAAAACGAAAACACCACCACCACCGCGGCGACGGUGAAGAGAAUCAACUGCCCCCAAAACCCCCAUCGGCCUAACGUUUUGCACGCCGCUGCCGUUCGAGACACUUUACGCGCGAUCGAUUCCGCGUUAUCCACCGACGCUUUCGUCGUCACAAAUAAAGCUCUGCUUCUUCUCUGUCUCGUCGUCGUCAAAUGCGCAUCUGAUUCACCGCCAAAUAAACCGCCGCUUUUGUUGGACGCCUUCACAGUUCUCGGGGAAAAGACGCAUUUGGACGCAACAAUUUUUGAAUCAAUUCUCCCUCCCCCUCGUUUACCUCCUCCUCCUCGUGAAAGAAACGACGACGAUUGCGCGACCGCCCUCCUUUGCCUCAAACACAACGGAGAAGUUCGCGGUUGUUGUCCCGUUUGGGAGAAGAGCCCCUGCAUCGGCGAAGGCGUCAGUAAAUGCAUGCGAUACGGAGAGACACACGAAAGAUACGAGAGUUUUUUUGUGCAGUUGUACGAAUAA